Gaeumannomyces tritici R3-111a-1 is the source of this 258-nucleotide messenger RNA. RefSeq lists its product as hypothetical. Lineage: Eukaryota; Fungi; Ascomycota; Sordariomycetes; Magnaporthales; Magnaporthaceae. The transcript has 2 exons. The record is from RefSeq and is a predicted model, not a curated record. The coding region runs from base 1 to 258 and encodes 85 amino acids.
AUGGAUAUGCUGCUCUUUGGCCGCGAGGUUGGCGGUAUAAUCACGCGCAUCUGCGAGGCCGUGGCGGCCAAAGAGCUGGCCGUCGGCUGCCGCGUCUUCUGCAUGAUGAAGCAGGCAUACUAUACCUAUAUCACCACUCCUACCGGCUUCUGCACUCGCAUCCCCGAUAGUCUCGGAUGUGGCAAGGCGGCACCGACGCUCAUUCCGUACGUUACGGCGCUGCAUGUGCUUGUCAACGGGUUGUUGUGGAGGUUUUAA